AAAAAAAUAAGUGACAGUUUUCUGUAAUCAGUUGACCAGAUGCUUUUGUAAUUUUUUAAGAUAUUCUUUUAUUCAAAUGUAAACGAGUUUACAAAAAGAUAUUUAUUUUAAUCGAAUGCAAAACAAUUGAAACAAUCUGACAUUGUUUUACUUCAAAAGAAAUACUAAAAAGGAAAAGUAUCUUAACAAUGGCGGGUAAUUUUUGGCAAAGUUCACAUCAUCAGCAGUGGCUGUUAGACAAGCAAGACCUUAUUCGCGAUCGCCAACAUGAUUUAUCAAAACUAACAGAAGAAGAAUACCAAAAAAUAUUUAAUUUUUUCGCAAGUAUUAUCCAAGUUUUAGGGGAACAACUCAAACUUCGCCAGCAAGUGAUAGCCACAGCCACUGUUUACUUUAAAAGAUUUUACGCAAGAAAUUCUCUAAAGUGCAUAGAUCCCUUGCUAUUAGCCCCUACAUGUGUGUUUCUAGCAUCUAAAGUUGAGGAAUUUGGUGUUAUUUCUAACUCACGAUUAAUAACAACAUGCCAAACAGUAAUUAAAAAUAAAUUCAGUUAUGCAUAUGGACAGCAAGAGUUUCCUUAUAGGACUAAUCAUAUCCUAGAAUGUGAAUUUUAUUUGUUAGAGAACUUGGAUUGUUGCUUGAUUGUCUACCAACCAUACAGACCAUUGUUGCUGUUUGUACAAGAUAUAGGUCAAGAUGAUCAACUAUCAACAUAUGCUUGGAGAGUUGUCAAUGACUCCCUUCGCACCGAUGUUAGUUUGCUAUAUCCACCAUACCAGAUUGCCAUUGGUGCAUUACAUAUCGCUUGUGUUAUGCUUGGUAAAGAAAAUUUAAAGCCUUGGUUUGCAGAACUUAAUGUAGAUAUGGACAAGAUACAAGAAAUAGUAAGAGCUAUAAUUAAUUUAUAUGAAAUGUGGAAAAACUAUGAUGAGAAAAAGGAAAUUCAAGCUCUCCUUGGAAAAAUGCCAAAACCAUCUCCUGCUCCACAGAGAUAAUGCUUAACAAUUAAUAUUAGAAUGAAUAUAUGUAUUAGUAU
Molecule: messenger RNA, 1036 nt
Organism: Pieris napi
Lineage: Eukaryota; Metazoa; Arthropoda; Insecta; Lepidoptera; Pieridae
Gene: CycC
Product: cyclin-C
Exons: 3
Coding region: 189-995 (268 amino acids)
Biological process (GO): positive regulation of transcription by RNA polymerase II
Cellular component (GO): nucleus; mediator complex
Molecular function (GO): cyclin-dependent protein serine/threonine kinase regulator activity
Source: RefSeq, a predicted model, not a curated record